CCGUCGCAGAAAGGAGCUGAAACUCAGCUUAAACCGGUUUUAGACAAUUCAAAAAUAAUAAUACUGCAAGUAUUGUGCUACGCGAUUAUAACGAAACAACCUUAAAAAUACCCAAAAACCUGUAUUUCGCUGGCCAGUGUUGUAAAACACAAAACGCGGAUAAAAGUUAAUUUAAAGAAAUAAAGCUUAGCUGCACAUUCAUUCCUAGAAAGCAAUGACUGCAACAUGUUGUAAAAUACGUUAAGUGAAGUAUACAAAUUAAGCUGUGACAUUAAUAUGGUUUAUAUUAAUAUAUCAAAUCGAGUCGCACUUUGUGACUGUUGCGACUGCGCUGUUAAUAGGCGUGUUACAGCUGUUCCGGGUCAGCGACGGCUUCCAAAUAUGCAACUACUUUGUGUGUUUGUGGCGAUAAUUUUGUUUUGUUUUCCAGUUGCUUCAAAUGCAGAAGGCGACGAUGAAGAUGGGCCAUAUAGGGGCAAAUAUCUCGGCAAGCUUAAUUCAUAUCAUCAUCAGGUGUCCGGGGAUGUCUAUGCUGUUAAUGAGUUUACUUUUCUUAUAACUGGUUUCAAUUAUGAUGGUAACGGAGCCGAUACAUUCUUUUGGUCCGGCGCUAGCAAUCGUCCGGGUCCUCAAGGUUUUAUUGUUCCGGAUGAGUAUGGCAAAACGAACAUUUUAGAUCGCUACCAUAACAAAGAUUUUACGCUCACGCUGCCAGAUCGCAAAAAGAUGACUGAAAUCAAGUGGCUAGCAGUUUAUGAUCUCAAUAAUCAGAAUAACUUUGGUGACGUUUACAUUCCCGAGGACUUUGAACCGCCGACCACUCAAACUGGCGGAACCUUCUCUAAGCGCAGCCACAACGUGAGCAGUACUAGCAUAGAGAUUUUGGACUCGAAGACUAUUCGCAUCAAAGACUUCACGUACGAUGGGCUUGGCAAGCGCACCUUCUUCUGGACAGGCGUGGGUGCACAGCCUUCGAGUCGAGGCAGCAAAAUACCAGAUGAGCGGGGCUACCUCGAUCCCAUUCGUAAAUAUAACAAGGAAGUCAUUGAACUGGAAUUACCGGGCGAUAAGACAAUCUUUGAUAUCGAUUGGAUUAGCGUCUACGAUGUGGCAGACAAUGAGAACUAUGGCCAUGUUUUAAUAGCCGAUGGCUUAAAUGUGCCCCCAUCGCUGGUGAAGAUUACGCCCUACGAGUUCUCCUUGCCGAAUUGCAGGCAACUGCACAAGGACUUACAGAUUUCCUGGGAGGUUUUCGGUCCCCAAAUCACGUUUCAACUGUCUGGUCAAGUUGCUAAAAUGGACUACAUGUCUUUUGGCAUCUCAGGGUCAGAUGUAUCCAGUCAAAUGAUUGGCGCCGAUGUUGUGGUGGCGUACAUAGAUGACAUCAGAGGUUACACUGUGGACUACAACAUUACCUCGUUAGCCCCUUGUGUAAAGGUCUUGGGGCAGUAUAAAGGCGUUUGUCGUGACGACGUAGUCGGUGGAUUGGAUAGUUUUCAAUUGAAUACGUAUAGUCGCAAGGAUGGCAUCAAUACUAUUAGCUUUAGGCGUACUCUCAAAUCAGCUGAUGAUGGGGACAAGGAGAUAUUCCUGGAUCGAAGCAAUUAUGUUGUUUGGGCACUUGGUCAGCUGGACUCAAAUAAUGAACCUGCAUUUCAUACAUAUUAUCCCAAAAGUGAUAUAAUCAUUGACUUCAAUACUACGGAACCUGUUAAUGAUUGCUUUAGCUUCACCAAGCGUCUGGUAACACAAGUCCAGCUGUGGGAGCGCACAAGAAUUACGGAUCCCACGGUGCGCACUUUUAAUGCCUAUUUGGGGCCUUCUGGAGGAAUGCGUGGAUAUCAGGGCCUCACAGGACAUGUGUCCAGUGGUUUGGCGUGGUACAUCAAUGGACACAUGAUUCCCGAACUGUACUUAAAGCGUGGCCUGACCUACACCUUCCAGGUGCGCGGCGGCAACAAUCCACACUCUCCAGAGCACUACCAUCCUUUGGUAAUUACUGACGAACCUCAGGGAGGUUUCGAUCGCUUAUCGGAUGCCAAGCAGAGUGAAAUCAGAGUACUGGCAGGCGUUGAAUUUACUCGUCGUGGACAACCGAAGCCCACAGCUGCGGGACCGCUCUGCUUGUCUCGCUAUCCAGAAAACUAUGAUCGUCGGUUAGAUGAUAAUUUUGCUACUUUUAAGAAGUUUAAUCGUUCCUUGCUGAACACUUGCAGUAGCGAGCCACCUGCAGUGCUUGAGAUUACGCCCAACAUCACAUGGCCAGAUACCGUGUACUACAAUUCUUUCACUCAUAGCAACAUGGGCUGGAAAAUCCAUAUUGUUGAUAGUUAUAGUAAUCUGCGUAAUACUUGUGAAAGCACUUUCAGGAGUAGGACAAUGUUAGCUACAUUAAUAGUUCCAUCCUUGCUCUUGCUUCUAGCGAACCCAUUGUCCUGGUACUGAUACUGAGUGUUUAUUAAUUAUUAUUGCUUUAAUCGUAACUCAAUUCACACAGUCACUAUUUACAUGUUACUUACAAUAUUAAAGCAUAAACGAUUUACUCCCGUACUCAUGUACGCAUACCUACCUUGUUAGUGUAUAAUUAAUGUAAUGUUGCUAAUAAAGGCAAAGCUGUACAUAGGUCAAUUGUCAAUAGAGUGGUUAUUUUAUAACUGA
Messenger RNA from Drosophila sulfurigaster albostrigata, 2658 nucleotides. It is a transcript of the gene knk, whose product is annotated as protein Skeletor, isoforms B/C. The transcript is spliced from 6 exons. The record is from RefSeq and is a predicted model, not a curated record. Lineage: Eukaryota; Metazoa; Arthropoda; Insecta; Diptera; Drosophilidae. The coding region runs from base 277 to 2445 and encodes 722 amino acids.